Molecule: messenger RNA, 1053 nt
Organism: Olea europaea var. sylvestris
Lineage: Eukaryota; Viridiplantae; Streptophyta; Magnoliopsida; Lamiales; Oleaceae
Exons: 3
Coding region: 1-1053 (350 amino acids)
Molecular function (GO): catalytic activity
Source: RefSeq, a predicted model, not a curated record
AUGAUGCCAAAACUCAUUAGCUGGAACGUAAGGGGUCUCAAUGAGGUUAGUAAAAUGCUUGGUGUUCGUCAUUUGCUAAGGGGAUGGGGGGCAAAUCUUGUUUGCCUACAAGAAACUAAGAUGGAGUUUAUCUCGAGGGCGGUGAUUCGUAGUUUAUGGGGAGAGAGAUCAAGUAGGAUAUCAGUUUUUGGGGUCAUCAGGGGUUUCAGGAGGCGUGAUGGAUUUCGGUGGAUGUUCACAAGAGUUUAUGGGCCUAAUUCUGAUGACAGUAGAGUGGGUUUAUGGGAUGAACUGACUGGAAUGAGGGCUUGGUGGAAUCUCCCUACAUGUAUUGGGGGUGAUUUCAAUGUGAUUCGAUUUCCUUCGGAGAGGUCGAGUGGUGGGAGUCUAACCAGGGCAAUGGAGGAGUUCUCAGAUUUUAUUAGGGAGAAUUUGUUGGUGGAUUUAUCCAUGAUUGGGGGAGAUUAUACCUGGUCAUCCAAUCGGGAUCGACCCAUUUUGUCUCGUACUGAUAGGUUCUUGAUUUGUGGGGAGUGGGAGUCUAAAUAUUCAGAUGUCACUCAAAGAAGAUUGGGGAGGGUAUACUCGGAUCAUUUUCCUAUUAUGUUAUCAGGGAAUAGAAGGGGUGGUGGAAGAAGACCUUUCAGGUUUGAGAAGAUGUGGUUGAAAAAGCUAAAGGUGUUUAAAGGGGACUUAAAGAAAUGGAAUGAGGAAGUUGUGGGCAAUGUUAACUACAAUAAAAAUCAGUGUCUGUCAGAGAUAGAUGAAUUGGAUAGGCGGGAGGAGAGUCAGGGGUUGACUGGAGAGGAAAAUGAGAGACAUAGAGUAUUAAAGGAAGAGAUGGAGAGGUUGGUGGAGAUGGAGGAGAUUAAUUGGCGACAUAAAUCUAGAGUUACUUGGUUGAAAGAGGGGGAUAAAUGCACUAAAUUCUUCCAUAGGGUCGCCAAUUCUAAUAGGAGGAAUAACUCCAUCACAGUUUUGGAGGUGGACGGCGUUACUUAUGAGGAACCACAGGGUGAAUUUUUAUCAGAACCUCUAUCAGGAGUAAUUUGA